UCGAGACGUCAGUUAGCUGUCAUAUUACAUAUUGUUUUUAAUUACAUGUUAUUUCAAUUGGUUUGAAACUACUAAGGUAUAUGUUGUGAUUUGAUUAUUAGUUUGCAAUUUUACAUGACGUUAAGAUCAAUAUCAUCUAAAGAUAGUUUAAUCAGCAAAAAGUUAUCAUGGCUAUUAAGGCAUGGAGCUGAGAAAGAUAAUGUUCCAAUAUGUGAAGAAGGUUUUGUUAAAGUGAGUGACAUAUUGCAGCAUAAAUCAUUUAGGCCAAAUGUAACAUUAGAAGAUCUUCAACGAGUUGUUGCUUGUAAUGAUAAACAAAGGUUUACUCUAAGAAAAAACCCCAUCACACUUCAAUUUGAAAUUAAAGCGAACCAAGGACAUACUAUUGUUUUAAAGAAUCCAAAUUUAUUUGAAAUUCCUAUUACCACGACUUAUACAGAAAUUAUUCAUGGAACUUAUCACUCAUGGAAAAAAAUAAAAAGGGAAGGAUUGAAACGCAUGAAAUGGAUGCAUAUACAUUUUGCUAAAGGACUAAAUAGUAUCAGUGGCAUCAGGAAAAAUUGCCAAGUUUUAAUUUAUGUCAAUAUCAAGUCAGCUUUGUCCGACGGCUAUAAAUUUUAUGAAUCUGAAAAUCAAGUUAUUUUAUGUCCGGGCAAUGCUGAUGGUAUUUUACCAAUACAUUAUUUCUUGAAGGUUGUUGAUUAUCAAACAAAUAAUUUAUUAACAUAUUGAAGUUCCAUAAAAAAUAAGCCUGUAAAUAAAUAGUGAUGGCAAAUAAGUAUUGUACACCUUGUGAUUUGCAUUUGGAUGAACUAU
Messenger RNA from Ctenocephalides felis (cat flea), 816 nucleotides. RefSeq names its product tRNA 2'-phosphotransferase 1-like. Gene Ontology annotation, molecular function: tRNA 2'-phosphotransferase activity. NCBI's taxonomy places the organism in Eukaryota, Metazoa, Arthropoda, Insecta, Siphonaptera, Pulicidae. Bases 115 to 732 code for a protein of 205 amino acids. Gene Ontology annotation, biological process: tRNA splicing, via endonucleolytic cleavage and ligation. The transcript has 3 exons. The record is from RefSeq and is a predicted model, not a curated record.